Molecule: messenger RNA, 3420 nt
Organism: Epinephelus fuscoguttatus (brown-marbled grouper)
Lineage: Eukaryota; Metazoa; Chordata; Actinopteri; Perciformes; Serranidae
Gene: smpdl3a
Product: sphingomyelin phosphodiesterase acid like 3A
Exons: 8
Coding region: 105-1430 (441 amino acids)
Biological process (GO): sphingomyelin catabolic process
Molecular function (GO): sphingomyelin phosphodiesterase activity
Source: RefSeq, a predicted model, not a curated record
CUACACUUCCUGUUUAUUUCAGAGGCGAAUGACCUGCUACAGUCGGCUGCUUUAGUUUAUAUGUAGGCUAAUAACCCGUACAGUAGGUUUCUAACACAACAAACAUGGCUCAGCUUGUGUGUUUUGUGCUGGUGCUGCUGUGCGGCGCGGCUCCUCUCGCGGCGGCACCCACAGGGAGCAGCUACCUGCCGGGCACAGGCAGGUUUUGGCACAUCACUGACCUCCAUCUGGACCCCACCUACAAUCUGGCCCCAGACCCCACCAAGGUGUGCUACUCCUCCAAAGGAGCCCCUGCCAAAGACGCCGGCCUGUUUGGAGACUUCCUGUGUGAUUCUCCCUACCGCCUUAUCCAGUCAGCGUUCACGCACAUGGCAACACUCACACAACCAGAGGACUUCAUCAUAUGGACUGGUGACAGUCCGCCUCAUGUCCAUGUUGACGAACUCUCUACGGACACAGUGAUCCAGGUGAUCAGUAAUAUGACCCAGACCAUCAGACAACACUUCCCCAACCUGACUGUCUUUCCGGCCCUGGGAAACCAUGACUACUGGCCACAGGACCAGAUGCUGACCACCACUAACGCCAUCUACAAAGCUGCCGCCCAGCUGUGGAAACCCUGGCUGCAGACUGAAGCUCUGCUCACACUCUCACAAGGCGGUUUCUACUCCCAACUGGUGAAGCCUGGUUUGCGGUUGCUUAGUCUCAACACCAUCCUCUACUACGGCCCCAACAAAGUCACAAGAAACAUGACAGACCCUGCUGGGCAGUUUGAGUGGCUGGAGAAAACUCUGGAGAAAGCUGCUCAGAGCCAGGAGAAGGUGUACAUCAUAGCUCAUGUACCGGUGGGGUACCUGCCGUUUGUCAGAAACACCACCGCUGUAAGAGAAAGCCACAACGAGAGGCUGGUCUCCAUCUUCAGACAGUACAGUGAUGUAAUCGCAGGGCAUUUCUAUGGCCACACCCACCGUGACAGCAUCAUGGUGCUGUUGGACAAACAAGGCAAACCAGUGAAUUCUCUCUUUGUCUCGCCGGCUGUUACACCAAUCAAAGCAGUUUUGGAGCCCUACUCCAACAACCCAGGAUUCCGCAUGUACUUGUACAACCCCAAGGACUACGCUCUGUUGGAUAUCUGGCAGUACUAUCUGAAUCUGACGGAAGCCAAUGAGAAACAAAGAUCUGACUGGAGGCUUGAAUAUAUCAUGACUGAGGCUUUUGGACUGACUGACCUGCAGCCACAAAGCCUGCUCCAGCUGGGCCUGAGCUUGAGGCUGCCGCAGACCAAAGCCUUCGACGUGUACUUCAGUCACUACAUGGUCAGCUACAACAGCAGCAUCAUCUGUGACGGAGACUGUAAGCUUUACCAGGUGUGUGCCGUGCUUUACCUGGACCAGCUGUCCUACUCCAAAUGUCUGGCAGGGCGAGAGUGGUAGCGUGAAUAUGGAUCAACAAAUGAAGAAUUCAUCUCAGGGGUUACAUUUAAUUUUUAAUAUCAUCUUUUUUUUUUUUAGUACUGUGCUGGAGUUAUGAAAAGGGAAAAGCAUUGCACUGGGUCUGCUGCCCCCAAAUAUUAAUCUUACUAUUUUUCUUUUACAUGAUUUUUUUCUCUCUAAGCAAGACCUUUUCUAAGAUAAUAUUGACUGGUAUCAAAAAUGAUCCAGGUGCAAUCUGCAUUACAAAUUGCACAAUUCUAGAGUAAAUCAGUAUUUUAAUACAAACAAAAAAAAAACACUGAUACAGUCCCACAUUGCAUUAAAUCUUUUGCCAUGAUUGGCUGAGAGUGAAACCCGGAUCUGGGUACAAGAAGAUAAAGUGCAGGUAUUGUACUGGAGAAGUUUCUAUACUACUCGGGACUGAGUUACUUCGGUGGAUACCUUAAAGGUAUCGAGUACCAAUGCCCAGCCCUACUAACUCCUCGGGGUCACAGUUUUCUUCUAAAGAGGGGUGGCAGCAUAAAUGUUGAUUAAAAUGUAAUGUAAAAUUCCUGACAGAUUUUCCCCAGGAGUCACAUUUACUUUUUUAUUUUUGAAAUGUUGCUUUUUUUGUUUUUACUCAAAUGCUUGAAUCUUAAAAAGGGAACUACAACAAACUGUUUCUGUCUCCUCAAAAUAAAAAUCCAACUUUUUUACUUUAUUAGGUGAUAUUCCAGCAAAAAUAUUACUUUCUGGUAUUGACUAUGACUGAAUCCAGAUUAUAAAUUACACAAUAUCACAGUAAAUUAGUUUAAUUUUGAGAAAAUACACUAAUACAAAGAGUCGUGAAAAGGGAAAUGGCACAGACUGUUGCAAGAUAUUUAUCUUUAUACAAUUUUACUUUUUUCAACAGAUGAUUUUCCAACUUGGAUUUUUACGAUUUUUACAUUUUGGUAAUGGAAAGUUAUUCCGAUUCAGUUCAGACUAUGCUGAGCAUAAAUAAGUAGUAGAAAAUACCCUGAAGCCAAGCACAUGGACAUCUGAUAGUCUUUGCUGUUUGAAGUGUUCCUUCUCCUUCUUGUCUGCUUCUCAGUUGUAUGAGCGGUGUAGACUCUAUGAGGGAAAUCACUGAAGCAUGAUCACUUUUAGCUGUAGCUCACUUUACAAAACACAGUAAGGUGAAGUAUUUCAUUUGAAAUCUGUUCCACAGAAUGAGUCAAAGCUCGUCAGUCCAACACAUAAGUUCAUUCUCUGUAUCCUGUCUUUCACUAAUGGAUUAUGCCUAAUCUCUGGAAUGAUCUAAUUGCUACCAAAUGUCAAACCAUAAUUCGAGCUGAUGGUGUUGAUUAAUUAUGGGUACUUACAGUGUUUAAGUUGUGGUAAAUGGCAGUUGGAGCAUAUUUAUCUUCCGUGACCUGACAUGUUUCAUUAUGAGUCUGGUUUGAUGACAAGUUGGACUUAAAUCUGAUCCUUUAGAUUUGUUUGGGUGUGAAAAAUGCCGACCAUACUCUCACAGAAAUGCACAUUUACCAGAGGAUAAAAAGGAGAGAUUUUGAUGUAUGGAUACUGAAAAGUUGUUUUAUAUACGUACGGCAUGAGCUAACCGAACAAAUAUUAUAAAAGGAAGGAGAGGGGUUAAGAACUGGUAUUUUUUUAUUUUUUCACUUUCACUUUAAGAUUUGCUCUGACAAAUGUUUGCGUAAAUGUCGCUAUUUUCAUAACUUACAUUCCACAAUAUUGCAUACACCAGCAGUCAAUCACUUCUUUGAAACAUGUUUGUUAAAUAUAAAAGUCCAACAUGACCCCAAGUAUGAAGUGUGUGCAGUAUUUAAUAUGUGUUAAAUCUGUAAGAAUGAUUAAACUUGUAGCAAUUUCCUGUUACAAAUCAAACUGUGAUGUCAACAGCGCCAUUGCAUGAAGAUGUAAAAUAACAUGUCACAUAUCACAGAGAGUGUGCCUCGAUCUAAUUUGCUGUUUAUUUUUCUACUAAAUAAAAACCUUUGUUCAAAGA